CCUGACUGCACGUCUUUGGACUGUGGGAGGAAACCGCAGAACCCACGCAGACACGGGGAGAACAACUCCACACAGAGAGGACCCUGGUCACCCAGCAAGGGAAUCCAUCCCAGGCCCGACUUGCUGUGAGUUAACCAAGUGUUGUUGAUGAUACUCAUCCUGAUGGCUGUGGCUCUCCUGUACAGCAAGACGUUCAAAGCACGUCCACCAGCAAACCACUCAGAUCUUGAUCACCAAGCCCCAGGACGAGCUGUGGAGGGCGGGGCUGAGUCAGAGGUGGAGACGGACAUCCCUGUGGUCAUCUGUGCGUCUGAGGAGCGCGUGGGAGCCGCGAUGGCAACAAUCAAUAGUGUCUAUAGCAACACUCAGGCCAACGUGUUCUUCUACAUAGUGACACUGAGAGAUGCCAUCAAACUGAUAAGGCAAUACAUCAAGAAAACCAAGCUGAAAGAGAUCAGGUAUAAGAUUCUGGAGUUCAAUCCUAUGGUCCUGAAAGGCAAAGUGAAACCAGAAUCGCCCAGACCUGACCUGCUACACCCUCUGAACUUUGUAAGAUUCUACUUGCCGCUGCUCGCCAUCAGCAAUCAUAAGAGAAUUGUUUACUUGGAUGAUGAUGUCAUCGUGCAAGGAGAUAUCAAGGAGCUGUUCAGUAUCAAGCUGGAGUCGGGCCAUGCAGCUGCAUUUGCAUCAGACUGCGACCUGCCCUCCACUCAUGAGAUGGUGCGCAGCGUAGGCAUGCAGACAACUUACAUGGGUUUCCUGGACUACCGGAAGCCAGAGGUCAGGGAGCUGGGCAUCAACCCCAGUGACUGUUCCUUUAACCCGGGUGUGUUUGUGGCUGACGUUGAGGAGUGGAAGAAGCAAAAGAUCACCAAGCAGCUUGAGAAAUGGAUGAGCAAGAACUUCAAGGAAAACCUGUACAGCAGUGCGAUGGCGGGCGGUGUGGCCACUCCUCCUAUGCUGAUUGUGUUUCACGACAAAUACACAACAAUCGACCCAAAGUGGCACGUCAGACACCUGGGCUGGAGUCCUGACACCCGCUAUGCUGAAUUGUUCCUCCAAGAGGCGAACCUCCUUCACUGGAAUGGCCAUUUCAAGCCCUGGGACUACCCAUGUGUACACCUUGACCUUUGGGAGAAAUGGUUUAUCCCUGACCCCUCUGGAAAGUUCUCACUGGUGCGGCCUGAAAUUUGAAAGGGGUUCAGGAGCCUCUUAUUAUUAAGGCCGAUGCGUGGUCCACUGCUGUUCUCAGGUGGAAAAGCUGAACGGAAAAAGGCCAAUAGUGACUCCCUUUUCGAUUAUGUCCCGUGCCUCAGGACAAUUUUCCCAUAUUGGGUUUAGCCAGUCUUUCUGGUGGAACACUGUUAUGAAUCUCUUUUCUAAAACAUGCUGAAUUGUUCCUAGUGGCAGUUGUCAGGACAUUAUUAUAUAAAUCUGUUCCAACUUUAUUUGGAACUCUUAAUUCAGCCCUAAUUUAGAACAUGUGACUUCAAUGCUGGAACACGAAAAAGAGGCCUUUAUCUAACACUGCAGAGUUAAUGAACUGAACUUUGCAGGGCUGUACAUCUUAUCAAGCAGGAUUGGACACCCUGUUGCUCAUGAAGAGGAAACAUCUGCCACUGACAUGACGUUGUAGCAUUGCUGAUCUGUAGAGUGUAGUUCUGCUGAAGAUCUGCCUCUCAGAGCAGCAAUACAACCCACUGUUUUUCUCCUAUUCCAAAAUGCAUGGGGCUUAAGUAGAAAUUAAAUGUUUAUAACAAAACAAUGGCAUUACAACAACAGGUGUAAUGUAAUUGAUCAUUUUCAUAAGCUUGAUAAGUUUGGUGGAAAGGCAGUAGAGAUACUGGGCAUAUUUUUGGCAAGUUCUAUGCUAUUAACAGUCAUGUCAGAGGACACAGCACAUUUACAGCUAGUGGAAAAAUUUAAGGCUACAUUUCUGCCAUUCAGAUUUUAGCCACAUCACCUCUUGUUGCAGUAAUGUAAGUGGUCAUUACCAGAGGUUUCUUUGCUACUUGUCACUCAUCUAAAAUACUUUUAAGGGAAUUGAUCUUCAAUGCUUUGGUUGCCCUAGAUAAUUAAACUGAGCUUUAAAGUCAA
Molecule: messenger RNA, 2097 nt
Organism: Pygocentrus nattereri (red-bellied piranha)
Lineage: Eukaryota; Metazoa; Chordata; Actinopteri; Characiformes; Serrasalmidae
Gene: glt8d2
Product: glycosyltransferase 8 domain containing 2
Exons: 9
Coding region: 148-1194 (348 amino acids)
Cellular component (GO): Golgi apparatus
Molecular function (GO): glycosyltransferase activity
Source: RefSeq, a predicted model, not a curated record